GGGCGUUCCGCGCGCCGGCUCAAUGCGCCUGCGCGGCGUGUGGACGCCUCACGCUCCCGGAAGUGGGAGGUGUCCGCUCGAGUUUGUGUGGUUGCCGCCGCGGGAACGGGAGCCGGUAAUUUUUCAGCGGAGAAAGGCGAGGCUUUCGGGCUUGGGCGAGUGAGAGAGCGAGUGGUGGGCUCCAGCAGCUCUCUUCUUACGUGACACACGGAAUGGAGGAUGAGCAGAGCCACCAGCCCGGAGGCGAGGCCGUGGCUCCCGCGCGGCGCGGGUCGCGGGGGUCGGCGUGCGGGGAGGAGGAGCAGCGCCCGAAUCCUGAGAAAAAGCAGCGACGGAGACUUGAUGGCCAAGAAACAAAAGGAUCUAAGUUCAUUACCUCCAGUGCAAGUGAUUUCAGUGACCCAGUUUACAAAGAGAUUGCUAUUACGAAUGGUUGCAUUAAUAGAAUGAGUAAGGAAGAGCUCAGAGCCAAACUUUCAGAAUUCAAGCUUGAAACCAGAGGUGUAAAGGAUGUACUAAAGAAGAGACUGAAAAACUAUUAUAAGAAGCAGAAGCUGAUGUUGAAAGAGGGCAGUUGUGCUGACAGUUACUACGACUACAUUUGUGUUAUUGACUUUGAAGCCACUUGUGAAGAGGGUAACCCACCUGAGUUCAUACAUGAAAUAAUUGAAUUUCCCGUUGUUUUACUGAAUACUCAUACCUUAGAAAUAGAAGAUACGUUUCAGCAGUAUGUGAGACCAGAGAUUAACACACAACUUUCUGACUUCUGCAUCAAUCUAACUGGAAUUACUCAGGAUCAGGUAGACAAAGCUGAUACCUUCCCUCAGGUACUGAAAAAAGUCAUUGACUGGAUGAAAUUGAAGGAAUUAGGAACAAAGUAUAAAUAUUCCAUAUUAACAGAUGGUUCAUGGGAUAUGAGUAAGUUCCUGAACAUUCAGUGCCAGCUAAGCAGGCUCAAAUAUCCACCUUUUGCCAAAAAGUGGAUCAAUAUUAGAAAGUCAUAUGGAAACUUCUACAAGGUUCCUAGAAGCCAAACCAAGCUGACAAUAAUGCUUGAAAAACUCGGAAUGGAUUAUGAUGGGCGGCCUCACAGUGGUCUUGAUGACUCUAAGAACAUUGCCCGAAUAGCAGUUAGAAUGCUGCAGGAUGGGUGUGAACUCCGGGUUAAUGAGAAGAUGCAUGCAGGGCAGCUGAUGAGUGUGUCCUCUUCACUACCAAUAGAGGGCACUCCAGCGCCACAAAUGCCACAUUCCAGAAAAUAACAGCAUUUUUGCGCUUUUGCCCAUGGAUCAUUCACUCUAACUGGAGCUGCUACAAAGAGGUAGCAGAUGAGUACUUAUUGAAUUAGUCCUGCAGUGCAAAAUUUAAGCACCUUAAACAUUUAAAAUCUUA
Molecule: messenger RNA, 1392 nt
Organism: Kogia breviceps (pygmy sperm whale)
Lineage: Eukaryota; Metazoa; Chordata; Mammalia; Artiodactyla; Physeteridae
Gene: ERI1
Product: exoribonuclease 1
Biological process (GO): exonucleolytic trimming to generate mature 3'-end of 5.8S rRNA from tricistronic rRNA transcript (SSU-rRNA, 5.8S rRNA, LSU-rRNA)
Cellular component (GO): nucleolus; cytoplasm
Molecular function (GO): 3'-5'-RNA exonuclease activity; nucleic acid binding
Source: RefSeq, a predicted model, not a curated record